AUGUGGCAAGCUUCUUUCGGUUCGCGGUUCGGAACGGUUCGGGGCCGGUCCGAACCAAAGUCGAACCAUCCGCCCAAUGGCAGAACCGAGAACCGUACUAUGGUCCGGUUCUGGCUGACACCUGGACCGUGGACCGAACCACAGGAGAACCGGACCAAAAGUCCAGUUCGAACCAUGGUUCAGGACCGGACCACGGCAGCACUACUUGAACGAGCCGAAACUGAUAAAGGUGAUGGGAGUCAGAAGCUUAGAAAGACAAAAAUAGAGUCGGGAAACGUACCUCCGAAAACAACAAGCCAGUAUACGAGUUCUCCCUCAUUUGAGGGUCUCAUCUUGCACUACCUGGACCAACUGGAAAACCUCCUGCCUGUAUUGGUUUUGGUCCAAAUCCUUCCGUUCUCUGAGUUUCUUGUUGAUUCAACCUCCCCGACUGCAAAGUUAGCAACUAUGAUUUGCGGAUUGGAGCAGCUCACCCGAGCGAUCAGAGAAUUUUUGUCGACACGAAAGUCGUAUCCUCAUCAGCUUUUAGGGGUGAUACGAUGCCUCUGGGCCACUGGGAGCGCCAACCUGGGCUCACUGUUUACUACGGAGGAAAUUUGGGCCAGGGCGUACUACUCUGAGCUGAUUAUCCCAGGCCUCAACACCAAUAGCAUACCCGAAAAACUCAUUCGACACACGCUGGAAAGAGUGCUGCUAUACCUCGCUGACGCGGAACGUAUGUGCUUCACUAACCAAACACAAUUAAUCGGCGUUGGGAAUAUUUGCUUCUGUAUUCGUCAGCUGCGCCAGACGAUUUCACAUCACUUAUUAUUCCAAACAUUCCACCCCAUUUCCACUUCCAUACAGAAGGGAGGUCUGGUGCCCGAAUUCGUCGAUCAUGAACCGGGUUUUACAAACAUUGUACUACUUCAGGAUGCGGUGAGAGUCCACACUCUGGAUCAGGACAAUCUGCAACCCGGCGGACCGAAAACAUGGAGCAUAUUCCUCGGAGCCGUGUUCAUUAUUCUAGGAUUCAUUUCAUCACAUCACACCUGUUUCAUCUUCAGCUUGCUUUCUGCCCCACCCAAUACAACCGAUGGUUUGAUGCGACAGACCUCAGGCUGGUCUUCGGCACAACUUGUAGCAUCCGCUGGCGUGAUUGGAUGCUUUUGUGAUAGGGUGCGGGCGGGCGCAGUGACGAUCGGCACAAUACCCUAUGCAUUUGGCAUCCUUUUGGUGCUAAUAUCCCCGCAAUUUGCAUCCUCACCGCUCGUCAGAUACAUUGACGCUAUAUCCACUGACCAUCUGAUGUUUCUUUCUGUGGUCCCCCUUUUGCUCUUCUCUUCCCAUGAACAGAGCUUCUGGGCCGCAAUCGAAAAUACUGCGGUGCUCUAUGUAGUUAUUCGUCUGCUGGCCUUUGCGGUCGACAAGAGCAGUAUGAAGAGGAAGCGUAGAGACCUGGUUCGAAUUAGUCGGAAGUACAACAGAAGGAAUGAAGAGCAAGGAGAGGUGUACAAAUUGCAAAGGUAUUUUCUCUCUUCCUCCCGCGCUCGCGUGCCACUCAAACCGACAGGCUCUGCCUUGUGGUCAGAUUAUUUAUUCCUGACGUGCAUCUAUGCUAAGGCGAGCAGCAAAAACAUCACAAUACAAGAACUCGCAGCAAUCUGA
Messenger RNA from Suillus plorans, 1647 nucleotides. RefSeq lists its product as uncharacterized. The transcript has 6 exons. NCBI's taxonomy places the organism in Eukaryota, Fungi, Basidiomycota, Agaricomycetes, Boletales, Suillaceae. The coding region runs from base 1 to 1647 and encodes 548 amino acids. The record is from RefSeq and is a predicted model, not a curated record.